AUGACAAAUAACAAUAAUAAUAAUAAUAAUAAUAAUAGUAAUACAAAUAACAAUAAUAAUAGUAAUAGUAAUAGCAAUAGCAAUAGCAAUAAUAAUAACAAUAAUAAUAAUAAUAAUAAUAACAAUAAUAAUAACAAUAAUAAUAACAAUAAUAGUAAUAAUACUAAUAAUAGUGUUUCUAAUAUAACCAAACAUAGUCACAAUAAUAAUAAUAAUAAUAAUAAUAAUAAUAAUAGUAAUAAUAAUAAUAAUAAUAAUAAUAAUAAUAAUAUUAAUAUUAAUAAUAAUAAUAAUAUUAAUAAUAAUAAUAAUAAUAAUAAUAAUAAUAAUAAUAAUAAUAAUAAUAAUAAUAAUAAUAAUAAUAAUAAUAAUAAUAAUAAUAAUAAUAAUAAUUCUCCAUAUCAAAGUUUAAUUUCAUUGAAACAAACAAAUAAUAGUAUUAAUAAGCCAUAUUAUGGAAAUAACAACAACAAUAUAAAUGAAGGUAGUUUUGUUGAAAAGUUUUCUUCAUUGGAUGAUAAAAACACUAUUUUCCUACCAUUCCCACUUGCUACACAAACUACGACCACAUACAACGGCAGUAGUAAUUCAAUACCAAAUUAUUUAUUAAAUGGAAGUAAUAAUGGAUUUCUAUCAUCAUCAUCAUCAUCAUCAUCAUCAAAUCAAAACCCACAAAUUCAUACACACCCCCCACUAAUGCCACAAUUAGCUUCACAUUCUUACCAACAACAAAAUCAAAACCAAAAUCAAAACCAAAAUCAAAACCAACAACAACAAAAUCAACAACACAUGCAACAACAACAGCAACAGCAACAACAACAACAACAACAACAACAACAACAACAAUAUCACAAUCACCAUCAUCACCACCAUAAUCAACAAUACCAAAUGCACCAUCAAAAUCAAGAUUAUUCACAUUGGUUUAGAUAUUCUAAUAGUAAUACUACAGUUUCAAAUAAUAAUAACAAUAACAACAAUAACAAUAAUAAUGGUAAUAAUAAUGGUAAUAAUAACAAUAAUAAUAAUGGUAAUAAUAAUGGUAAUAAUAAUAAUAAUAAUAAUAAUGGUAAUAAUAACAAUAAUAAUAAUAAUAAUAAUAAUAAUAAUAAUAAUAAUAAUGGUAAUAAUAAUAUGUUUCCAAUGCUAAGUCAUGGUAAUGAUUAUUCAACAUCAAUUAAUCAUAGUUCAACAUUAGCAUCUAAUCAUUUACAUCCAUUAUUAAGUAAUGCUGCAUCAUUACCUUCAUCACCAAUGUUAUCACCAACCUCUAGUUCAACACCAGUUUCACCACCAUUCAAUUCAUUACAACAAUCAAUUUCAUGUUCGUCCUUUAAUUUCGGACCAAAUGAUUUCGAUAGAGAAGUUAAAAGAAAAUCAAAUUUAAGAUCUAGUCAAUCAAUGACCCAAUUAUCUGCUGUUGCAAAUGGUCAACAACAACACCAACAACAUCAACACCAACAACAUCACCAUCAUCAUCACCAUCAUCAACAACAAGCCAAUCAAGGUCAAUCAUUUAUACCGGCUAGAGAAUCUUAUAAUAAUGGUUGGUCUGUUCAAACUACUACUUAUUCAUUUAGUAGUAGUAAUAAUAAUAAUAAUAAUAAUAAUAAUAGUAGUAAUGGUAAUAAUAAUAAUAAUAGUAAUGGUAAUAGUAAUAGUAAUGGUAAUAAUAAUGGUAAUAAUUUUAAUAAUGGAUUUGGUGGUGAUAUUAAAAGAAGUAAAAGUGAUAGUAAUAUUCAUGCCUAUGAUACAAUGAUAUCACCAAGACAAUCACAUUCAAAUGUUACACCUUAUAUGUCUUCACCUGCAAGUUCAAGCUCAAGUUCUCCAAUUUUAAAAUCAACCCCAAAUAAUGGUAAUAAUAAUAAUAAUAAUAACAAUAAUAACAAUAAUAAUAAUAACAAUGGUAAUGGACCACCAUCACCAGAUUUACCACCUCAAUCAAUUAAAACUAGUAAAUCAAUGUCAAAUUUGUCAAAUUUAUCAAAUAUUGCAGAAUAUGAGAAAGCCUCAUCAUCGGCUUCAUCAGCUUCAUCAGCCUCAUCAAUUUCAUCAUCAUCAUCAAUUUCAUCAUCUAAUCCUAAUAAACCACCAAUUGAAUGUGAACAAUUUUCAUUACCAUUAGAUUUAUUUGAAGAAUGGAUGGAAGCUGAAGGUUAUAUUAAUGGUGUAACUUAUAUAAAGAGUGGUGGUAAAGUUAUUGGUGCACAUGCUGAUAGGAAAACAUUAGAUUUGAAAGCAGAAUAUGAAAGACCAAAACCAACAAUUAGAAAAACAAAAAGAGAAUUACUUUGGACUCAAAAAUAUGUUUGUUCACGUAGUGGUACGCCAAAGAAAAAAGAUAAUAUAUUUUUAGAAAAAUCAAAUCUUAAUAAUAGUAAUAGUAAAAUAAAAGUUAAAGAAGAUGAUGAAAAUAACAACAACGACAGCAAUAGUAAUGUUGUUAAUAAUGAGUCAAGUAGUAGUGUCACUAUUCCUGGUAGUAGUGUAAAUACAAGAAAAAAGAAAAUAACAUCAAAGAAAUGUGGAUGUCAAUGUAGAAUUAUUAUAUCAGUUUAUGCAGAUGAUAAAUCAUAUGCUGUAGUUAGAAAAAUAGCUGAUCAUUCUGUUCAUAUGAAUCCACAAGAAAUAGCAACUGUAAAGAUUAAACAAGCUGAAAUUCAUAAACGUUUCUCAUUAACUUAUUCAAAUUCUCAUCAAUUAAAUCAAAUAAUUCAACAACAUAAUACUCCAAUUAAUUCACAACAACCACCACCACCAACUCAACAAUUACAACAACAACAACAACAACAACAACCAACUCAACAAUUACAACAACAACAACAACAACAACAACAACAACAACAACAACAACAACAAUUUCCUUCACAACAAUUUCAACAAUUACAACAACUACAACAACAGCAACAACAACAACAACAAUUAGUAAAUACAUCUCAACCUUUAUCCUUACAACCAAUUGGAAUUCCACAAUUUAGUUUUUUAACAAAUAGUAUAUCAAAUGUAAAUAGUAACCACAAUGUCAAUAAUAAUAAUAAUAAUAUCAAUGUCAAUAAUAGUCAAAACAACAAUAAUAAUAAUAAUAAUAAUAAUAAUAAUAAUAAUAAUAAUAAUAAUAAUAAUAAUAAUAAUAAUAAUAAUAACCAAAAUAACUAUAAUAAUAAUGAUGAUGAUGAUAAUAUAGAUAAUGAACAAUUAGAAAAUCAUUUCCAAUAUUUACAACAAUCUGGAAACGGUUUUCAAAUGGCUAUUCAACAUUCAAAUAAUCAAACUCAACAAUUUAAUCAAAAUUUGAAUGGCUCAACUUCGCUCACUUCCUCUCUAUCAUCAAUCUCUAAAAGUUUACAGAUUUCUGAUUAUUAG
This is a messenger RNA of Dictyostelium discoideum AX4, 3363 nucleotides long. RefSeq lists its product as hypothetical. The transcript has 2 exons. The coding region runs from base 1 to 3363 and encodes 1120 amino acids. NCBI's taxonomy places the organism in Eukaryota, Evosea, Eumycetozoa, Dictyosteliales, Dictyosteliaceae. The record is from RefSeq and is a predicted model, not a curated record.